Molecule: messenger RNA, 1968 nt
Organism: Papaver somniferum (opium poppy)
Lineage: Eukaryota; Viridiplantae; Streptophyta; Magnoliopsida; Ranunculales; Papaveraceae
Product: exopolyphosphatase PRUNE1-like
Exons: 13
Coding region: 126-1802 (558 amino acids)
Cellular component (GO): cytoplasm
Molecular function (GO): exopolyphosphatase activity
Source: RefSeq, a predicted model, not a curated record
UUUGACAAAGGAGGAAAUUUGAGAAUGUCACUGUCUUCUUCUUGGUUUAUUCUUCUUCAUCAUUUAAUUCAAUUUGCAUUCACUAUGUUGUUGUUCAGUUCAGGAGCUGACUUACUGAUUUCAGCAUGGAGAACCAGAAACUAUAUCUUCGUAAACGGGAAAACCCAUUCUUUGAUGGUAUUGGAAGAAGCAAUUCGGGCUUCACGGAUCAAGGUGCUAUGUUUGACUUCCAGGGAAGUGUUAGCAACCGGAGUUCGGUAGACGUCUCAGAAUCCAAACUGUCAUUCGGAGAUCUCUCUGAUGAAUUAUCAGAGAAACCUACUAAGAAUUUGGCUUCAAAGAUUCAUGAGUCGGGGAGAAAAUCAGGGAUGAUUUCGGCACCAUCAUUUUCAUCUUUCAAUAUUCCAUCAAUGUCUCAAAUGGAUUUGGAUGAUGAAAAUAAUGUAUUGAGAGAGUCUAUUUUGAGGCCUAACAAAACAGACAAGGAGUCUUUUGGCAUACCUACUGCAGUGAAGCCAAAAGUUCAAAGAACGUAUUCGAUGAAUAAGAUAAAGUCGGAUAUUUCAAGAAUUCCACUCCCUCCUUCAGCAGCAUCAUUCUACAGUGGCAAUGUGCCUCCUCGAGUUGAGAUUGUUGAAUCAUGUGAAAGCAUUGGAAGGCUAAAUCAGUACUUGAAAGACCAAAGAGAUUUUAUCAGUGUUGGUGUUCCUGGGAGGUUCUUACAUGUUGUAAUGGGGCAAGAGACUACUGAUGUUGGAUCCGUUGCUUCAACCAUCUUGUAUGCCUUUUACUUAAGUGAAACACUGAAGAGUAGCCAGCUUUGCACUGUGCCCAUCAUCAACAUGAAGCGGGGAGAUCUAAACACUCAUGCGGAACUCACAUGGUUGCUUGAAUUGUGUCAUAUUGACCUGUCAUCCCUGAUUUUCAUUGAUGAGAUUGAUCUCUCUUAUUACUACUUAUAUGGGAGUCUUAAACUAGUCCUACUGAACAACCACAAAGUACCAACCAAGAAUGAGUCUUUGAAGCAUGCCGUGGUUGAAAGCUUCAAUUGUGUAAAGGAAGAUUCUACUUCUGUGUGGGUUGAAACAGUUACUAGUGGCCAGGACUGCUCAUGUUGUACACUUGUUGCUGAAAAGUUCUCUCUUGCUUCACCUGAGUUGUUGGCUGGACAAGGCUUCAGUCGGCUUUUGUUAGCAGGUAUACUUAUAGAUACAGGGAAUCUGAAAAGCUCUUGGUGCACCUCCAAAGAUAAAUACAUGGCCACAUUGCUGAUUAAUGGUGCUGGUCGAUUUGGAAUUAAUGGAUUUUACCAGAUAUUAAAGUAUAAAAUGUAUGAUAUAUCUGAGCUUAAGAUAGGGGAUAUCUUGCGUAAGGAUUUCAAGAAGUGGACAACCAAAGUAGGAAAGCCUGAGAAUCCUGCUUCCAGAUUGAUGCUUCCAUUGAUUGGGAUGAGUUCUAUCGGCAUUUCUGUUGGGCAACUUCUCUCUCAUACGGAUUCUGCUGCACAAGACAUCAUUCUUUUCCAGCAGUCAGAGAAACUGCGGCUGCUUAUGAUUGUUUCUGGUUAUUAUGAUGCCCAGAAGAACUUCAAGAGGGAGAUCCUUGUCUCGGCUGAAUCUUCAGAGCUAAUGAGGAAUCUACUACAUUUUCUCAACGCCAAUGCUUCUCAAUUGUCGCUAAAAGAUCUUCACAAACCAGGUCUUAGGGGUGAGCUGAAAGCGUUUGAGAUUGAUAAGAAGAUAACAUCAAGGAAAACCAUAGAGCGUCUUUUGGAAGAAUUUGGUGGAUCAUCUAGACAGUGAUACAUACAUAUACUAAUAGUAGAACAUAAAUAAUGUACAUUUUCUGGUUGUAAUUUCAGCAAGAAGAGAGCUUUUGAUGAAUAAAUCACUCAUUUAAACCAACAUUCCUGGAAGCUGAUAUUUCUGGUGUUUUUCAUAGUGGAUUUGCUGGUAGUACUGCUCAUAA